AUGAUUAAUAUACUAUUCUCGGAUAUUCCUAUUGCUGUAACCGUUGGACUGGAUCAUUACUCAUUUGAUGUUGUCAAAGGUCAAAUAUUUAAUGGAAUAAUAGAGAUAAUUCAAGGUUUGCACAAUAUUCAUUUCCAGCAUGGUGGUGUUAGAUAUGGAUACUGGAUUCAUCAAGGCAGUAACUAUUAUGUUCAAUAUAAUGGAGACACAGAGAGUUUUGAGUUGAAGAUUGAAGAAGAUGCUACUAAAUAUGAAAAUAUUUUGGAAUCUUUUAAACAAAGAGGUACAGUAGUCACAUAUCCUAAGACGCAAGAUGGUGAUAUGUGGACACCAUUAAUACAAUAUAUCAAGUGGGAUCAAAUUAUUAAAAUAACACAAAGUAAUUCUCCUGUUGUGUUUGUAGAUUCAUCAAUGACUACUCGAGAAGAGAAUGAAAGUUUGAGGAAUGUUUUGAAAAAUCGUGCAUUGAAAGAAAAUGAUGGUGAUCCAAGAUUUGAAAACAAUAAUGAACCAUACCUAGAAUAUACACUAAUUAAAUUAAAAUCAAAGGCAGCAAUCCGGAAGGGUCAUGAAAUGGAGGAUUAUAUUGACAAGACAUAUUAUUUCAAUGAGGUUAUAGUAAAAGAAUAUUAUAAUGGUAGAUUGAAUUUAUAUUAUAGUGAAUUGCAAUUUGCAUAUAUGAAUACUAUCUUGUUUGGAAAUUAUGGUUCUAGUUUGCAGUGGCAUUCAAUGAUAGAAGUUUUCUGUUUUGCUAAAGAGAUACGAAAUGAAAAUGGCACUGAUAAUGAUGUUGUCCAUAUUAUCGAUGAAAUAUUAUCCCAACAAUUGACUAUGUUGCCUGAAGAAUACGUUGAAAUGUUGUUAAAUGAGGCCAUGUGGCAUAAGUGUUUAUUGGAUUCAUAUCAAGGUCCAAAGCUGUUAAAAACAAGGGAAAUAAUAAAAAAAGAACUGCCACACCUCCUUAGAAACUCUCAAAUCGAUCAUAUAGCUAAUAAUGAAAUGGAUAAAGGAGAAGCGGAAGAUUAUAUACAAGAAGAUGAUGGAAUUAUGCUGCCUCCAAUAGACAGUGAUAAUGAGGAGGACGAUGGACCUAUGGUUGUGGAACGUCUUAUAUAUAGGUAG
Messenger RNA from Arxiozyma heterogenica, 1122 nucleotides. It is a transcript of the gene AAR2, whose product is annotated as U5 snRNP complex subunit AAR2. The transcript has a single exon. Bases 1 to 1122 code for a protein of 373 amino acids. Gene Ontology annotation, biological process: spliceosomal tri-snRNP complex assembly. Lineage: Eukaryota; Fungi; Ascomycota; Saccharomycetes; Saccharomycetales; Saccharomycetaceae. The record is from RefSeq and is a predicted model, not a curated record.